GCGCAUCGCACCGCGCAGCACCGCACCCCGCCCGCCCCAUGAGCUCCGCCCUGACCCCAAGGGAUGGCGGCGAGCGGCCCUGUAGGAAGCGGGACGACUAUUUGGAGUGGCCCGAGUAUUUCAUGGCCGUCGCCUUCUUGUCGGCCCAGAGGAGCAAGGACCCAAACUCCCAGGUGGGCGCCUGCAUCGUGAACACGGAAAACAAGAUCGUCGGGAUCGGCUACAACGGGAUGCCCAACGGCUGCAGCGACGACCUGCUGCCCUGGAGGAGGGCCGCCGACAGUCGACUGGACACCAAAUACCCCUACGUGUGCCACGCCGAGCUGAACGCCAUCAUGAACAAGAACUCCACCGACGUGAAGGGCUGCUCCAUCUACGUCGCCCUGUUCCCGUGCAACGAGUGCGCCAAGCUGAUCAUCCAGGCAGGGAUAAAAGACGUCAUCUUCAUGUCCGACAAGUAUCACGACAGCGAGGAGGCGACGGCCGCCAGGCGCCUGUUUGAUUUAGCCGGGAUCGAGUACAGGAAAUUCACCCCCAGGUGCAGCCAGAUCGUGAUCGACUUCGAUUCAAUUAGCAGGCGGGCCGGCCAGAAGCCUCAGUGAGUCACGUCUCAUUAAGCCACAGAAGAGCGGGAUUAGCCUCUCCUAAGGAACCGCCGAGGCCCGUCAUCUCCACGCUCCACUUCGCUGUAGUCGCCGGCGCCACCGAAGGGGAAUCGAGCUUGGCAUCUUCCCGGGCGCGCGCCUGGCACACGGACUACUCUGUCUCUCUACACUACUCGUUUCUGCUUUUAGGAAGAACCCGGGGGGUAGGGUUGUGUGUGUACGUGGGGGGCCGGUCAUUGACUUUUGUCCCCCUACACACACACACCCUCUGCACCCUCAGGGGCCUGAGUCCAUCCCAGCUGCCCCACGGAUGGACGCACAACUGUCGGUGUGUUUUUUGGGGGAAGGACCACACGCUCGCCACAACCCCGGCUAGUUAGAACGGGCUGCCCUUGGAGAUGAAAGCGGAAGCCCCUGUUGGAAGAGCAUUAAAUAGUGUUAACGGAAAGCCA
Messenger RNA from Ornithorhynchus anatinus (platypus), 1057 nucleotides. It is a transcript of the gene DCTD, whose product is annotated as dCMP deaminase. The record is from RefSeq and is a predicted model, not a curated record. The coding region runs from base 39 to 602 and encodes 187 amino acids. Lineage: Eukaryota; Metazoa; Chordata; Mammalia; Monotremata; Ornithorhynchidae. The transcript is spliced from 6 exons. Gene Ontology annotation, cellular component: cytoplasm. Gene Ontology annotation, biological process: dUMP biosynthetic process; dTMP biosynthetic process. Gene Ontology annotation, molecular function: zinc ion binding; dCMP deaminase activity.